Messenger RNA from Rhizopus microsporus ATCC 52813, 458 nucleotides. RefSeq lists its product as uncharacterized. The record is from RefSeq and is a predicted model, not a curated record. The coding region runs from base 33 to 431 and encodes 132 amino acids. NCBI's taxonomy places the organism in Eukaryota, Fungi, Mucoromycota, Mucoromycetes, Mucorales, Rhizopodaceae. The transcript has a single exon.
CAAAUGGAAUCACCAAAGAUUCUUACAAUACAAUGCUCACAACAGAAGAGAUGAAAGUCGCUCUUGCUCGAAUAGUUACUAACAUCAAGAACAUGUGGAGUACCAACGAUAUUUUUAAAAAACUUCUUGAUCGCCUGCUGGACGUUCUGUUAAGACUACAUUUGGCUGGAGCUAGAACCAGCAAGUACAAUUCAUACGUUGCUCGAAAGGCCAAGAAUAAAUAUACAGUAGAUGAUUCAUUUCUUAGCAGUAAUAGCCAAAGAAACUUAAUUAGCACAGAGUACAAGAAAAAGCGAAAACGGGAGCAAAAGUUGCAAAUGAUAACCGACAAAGAAAAGCAAGCAAAGUAUAAAGACCAAAUUAGUAAAAAUGACCAAAGAAUAGACUUCUUCAGAAAACUUAACAGGCAUAGCGUCGCUUCGGUAAGAUAAAGCUUCUGCUCUUUUAAUCAAAAUAAU